Messenger RNA from Trichoderma aggressivum f. europaeum, 933 nucleotides. RefSeq lists its product as uncharacterized. The transcript has a single exon. Gene Ontology annotation, molecular function: ATP:ADP adenylyltransferase activity; ATP binding. The record is from RefSeq and is a predicted model, not a curated record. Gene Ontology annotation, biological process: nucleotide metabolic process. Bases 1 to 933 code for a protein of 310 amino acids. NCBI's taxonomy places the organism in Eukaryota, Fungi, Ascomycota, Sordariomycetes, Hypocreales, Hypocreaceae.
AUGGACGAGACGUUGGUUCUUUCAAAGUUUGACAAGCUGGUCAACUCUGGCUUGGUACUUUAUGAUCAAAACCAAGAGACCGUUCAACAUGUGGAUGGCGAAUUUGAGGUUAGCUCCGGAUUGUCUGAGGAAGCUGGGCUGCUACUAAAUGAGUCAACUCAGUUUCAUUUCCUGCUUACUUCGGCACUUGCAAAGAAACCUAUGCUGCGACCGCCAUCAUCGCACAAGAAUCCGGGACUAAACGGCGACAGAGUCGAUGGCAGCGAUAUAUCCACCAAAGGCUUCGAGAUUGGUCCAAUAGGCAAUGCCCAUUUUGUUAUUGCCAACAAAUUCUGCUACGCACGUCCACAUCUCAUGCUUCUAACGUGCGAUGGAUACCGAAGACAGUACGAGCCGUUGGACGAAGCCGGCUUGGAGGCUGCGCAAACGCUUCUCCUUUCCAUGAGCCAGGAUUUCGUCGUUUUCUUCAACUGUGGUCAAGAUGGAGGCUGCAGUCGACUGCACAAACAUAUGCAACUUAUCCCCAAACCACCUAACACUUUUGCGGACUUUCUGGAUAACGAGGCUUCUAGCAAUAGCCCUCCCCAGGUUCCAUUCCACUGGUUCUAUCAACGGGUUGAUGUUGCGAAUACCGACGCAAGGGAGCUUACCAAAGUCUACGCAAGUCUCCUCCAGCAGGCCACAGCCGUAGGUCAGGGGUUGGCUGAACAUGCAAAUUCGGCGCUACCAGGUGCGGCAUGCCCUCACAACUUUAUCAUGAGUAAACGAUGGAUGAUUGUCAUUCCAAGGCGUCGAGCGGGUAUCAACAAAGAAGCCGGGGCAAAUGCGCUGGGAAUGCUCGGAGUAAUUGCUGUUGCUACGAGAGCAGAGAUGGACAAUUGGAUCCGUCUUGGGUUGUCGGAAUCCCUCAGAAAAUUGGGAGUGCCAAAAUAG